UAUUAUACAAAAAUAGAAGUUAUGGAAUACCAACAAAUUUAGCGUAAAUUUGAAUACUCGUACUUAGUUUCGUUGGUCAUAAUGAGUCUUUCUGUGAAUUUCAACACCCAUUCUAAAGCACUUUCGUCAACUUAUCAAUCUGUUCUUAAUGGCGAUAAAGAAACAAGCUGGGUGCUUUAUGGUUAUGACAAGGGAAACAACGAUUUGAAAGUUUUAGAAAAAGGAGCCGGAGGACUUGAAGAAUUGGUGGAAGAAUUUAACGAUGGAAAAAUUCAAUAUGCUUUUGUUAGAGUGAUAGAUCCAAAUACUGAAUUACCGAAGUUUGUUCUUAUCGGCUGGUGUGGUGAAGGGGUACCGGAAAUCAAAAAAGGAUUGUUCAAUUCACAUUUUAACGAAGUUUCAAAGUUCCUAAAGGGUUAUCAUCUCCAAAUUAAUGCCAGAUCAGAAGAUGAUGUUGAUCCAGAAUAUAUAAUGAAACGUAUUAAUGAAAGCGGUGGUUCUAAAUAUUCAAUUAAUACUAAUAAGGAAAAGUCGAGAAAGGAGGAUCCAAUUUUACCUGUUCAUUCUGCAUAUGAACCAGUAAAAAUUCCAGAUAUUACUGCGUUACAACGACAAGCUCCUCGUGAAGCAAUUAAGCCUGUUGGUUCGGUGUAUCAACCCGUUCAACUUCCAAAACCAAAACCGCUUGGUACACGAUCAACGUGGACAACCCCCGCCGAGGAACCAUUACCGUCUGGAUCAUCUCCAGCAGAAUUAAAAGCACUUAGAGAACGCGAUCGCGCUGAGAAGGAACGUGAAAGAAUAGAACGCGAAGAGAAAGAACGUGAAAACAAAGAACGCGAAAGAAUAGAACGUGAAAAGAAAGAACGUGAAAGAAUAGAACGUGAAGAGAAUGAACGUGAAGAGAAUGAACGUGAAGAGAAUGAACGUGAAGAGAAUGAACGUGAAGAGAAUGAACGCGAAGAGAAUGAACGCUUAGAAGCUGAGCGAUUGGAAGCAGAACGCCAAGAAGAGGCUGCCCGUAGAGAACAAGCAGAACGCGAAGAACAAGACAGAAUCAGACAUGAGAGAGAAUUAAGACAACGCGACAUAGAAGAAGAAAGAUCAAUAAAAGCUAAAGAAGAUCAGGAAAGAAUGGAGAAGGCUCGUAAGGAGAAAGAAGAAAGAGAGAAACGGGAACGAGAAGAAGAAGAAAGACAGAGACUAGAAUUUGAACGCGAACAAGAGCAAGAAGCUGCACGUCUUCAACUCGAGCAAGAACAACAAUUGGCCCAGACCACCACAAUUUCUGCUGAAUCAGCUGAUAGUAUAACAGCAAUAGUUCAAUAUUCUUAUGAUGCUAGUGAAGACAAUGAAAUGUCGCUAUUAGAAGGUGAAAUUAUUAGAGAUAUUAUCCAAUUAGAUGAAGGAUGGUGGCAGGGUACUAGUGCGGAUGGAUCCAGGUCUGGGCUUUUUCCAGCAAACUAUGUCGAAAUUAUUGAGAAUGUGCCUGAACAAGUUGAAGAAGUUGAAGCUGAACAACAACAAACAGUUGAUUCGGUACAAGAACAACACACUGCUAAAGCAAUAGCAUUAUACGAUUAUUCUGCAAGUGAAGAAAAUGAAAUCUCAUUUUCGGAUGGAGAUAUUAUCACAGACAUUGAAUUUGUUUCAGAAGAUUGGUGGAGAGGCAAAGCUCCUGACGGGACAGUCGGUUUAUUCCCAGCUAAUUAUGUGGAAUUACAGAAUUCAUAAUAGUGUAUUUGGAUACUUGGUAGAUUUUAUUAAAUUAAUUUAUAAUAAAAAUUGUAUAAAUUAUAACUUUAUUUCACGUGGUGCU
Molecule: messenger RNA, 1819 nt
Organism: Rhizophagus irregularis DAOM 181602=DAOM 197198
Lineage: Eukaryota; Fungi; Glomeromycota; Glomeromycetes; Glomerales; Glomeraceae
Biological process (GO): regulation of actin filament polymerization
Cellular component (GO): site of polarized growth; cortical actin cytoskeleton; actin filament
Molecular function (GO): actin filament binding
Source: RefSeq, a predicted model, not a curated record